Coprinopsis cinerea okayama7#130 is the source of this 1332-nucleotide messenger RNA. RefSeq lists its product as hypothetical. NCBI's taxonomy places the organism in Eukaryota, Fungi, Basidiomycota, Agaricomycetes, Agaricales, Psathyrellaceae. The transcript is spliced from 4 exons. Bases 1 to 1332 code for a protein of 443 amino acids. The record is from RefSeq and is a predicted model, not a curated record.
AUGCCUGCCAACACCACUUCGGGUAAUAACUUCACAACGAAGAAGGACCCAGUAAGAAAGCAAUUGAUUGCGAAGAAGAAAAAACAAAAGUUCUCUGAUGCACUAUUCCAGAUGCGAAUGGAAGCGAAAAAGGUUCUCCCAACUGUCUUUGAAUCGGAAGAAGCCCCCGACGCCAAUUCCACCGCGAUCGACGAAGAAGACGAUCUCGAUGGAGACUGGGUGAUCGAAAUUACUGACGCUGACAUCGACGAAGCGUGGACGUGUCCCUUCUCUAUAUACGACGCGCCUUCAUCUACCUCUUCAAAGGACUCCCAACGUGUGGGUGGCGAUCAAGUCCUCGAGAUCGAACCCACCAGGGACGAUGUAGUUCGACAGUCUGCUCGUACUACUGUCUUGGAGGAAGACUCUGAGGAAUCUCUCCCUCUACUACUCGAUAUGACCGGCGACGUCCUCGACGCCGCAGAGGAACAGGCAGCGAGGAUCCAGAGGUACGUGGGCGCCUAUACCUACAGGGUCCGAGAUGGCCUGUCUCCGCGUCGAGCGGUGGCAGGAGUUCUACGCCCCUGGAGAGUCAAAGCGCUUUCAACCAUGUCGUCCGACUUUCCGCAGGUCCUGAUCAAAGCGUUUGCCUCUUAUUUGAAGACGCAGAAGAUGGGAGUCGCGGUUGUGGCAACACGUUUCCUGCGCUUUGACCGGACAAAGCGCGUCAUUAAGACAGCGUCAAAGCGCCCCGUCAAAGCGCUUCGGCACAACGAACUUAUAAAAGGACACAUACUCUCGAAUACCUCCAAACCACCCACUCCUCCACUUCUUACUACCCAUCAACCAACCACCACGAUGCAAAGCCUAUCACUCUGGUCCUCAAAGAAGCCAUCUGACACCCCAGCCCCCCCUCUCAAAACAUACAUCAACACAGAGAACAUGGCCGUCGACGAAAUACUAGCAUACCAAGACCGACUCAGUCGUGGCGGUACACCCUACAUUCCUGAUGGUCCAUCACCCACUCACGCUGGAGGACUCGGGUGUUUCGCAGGCCGCGAUACUCUCGGAGGGUUCUUGCAUUCCGAAAGCGACAAUGAGGAAGAUGAGGAUGGUAAUGACCAGCCAAUGGGCGCCAAGAAGGGCGGUACGAGGACGAGGAAUUCGUCCCCGCGAGGAAGUUCUUCCUCUGCGUCUUCCACAUACUCGGGUGCGUCGAAGAACCAGACGUCGUCGUCGUUCUUAGGGCUGGAUAAGAUCAAGCAACUCUUCUGUGCGGAAGAGGAGUGUGAGUUGUUGAAGCAGAUGAGGGAGUCAGUGGAGAUCGAGCAGCCGGAGAAGCAUAAGAAUUGA